Rhodofomes roseus is the source of this 870-nucleotide messenger RNA. RefSeq lists its product as uncharacterized. The transcript has 2 exons. The record is from RefSeq and is a predicted model, not a curated record. Bases 1 to 870 code for a protein of 289 amino acids. Lineage: Eukaryota; Fungi; Basidiomycota; Agaricomycetes; Polyporales; Fomitopsidaceae.
AUGGCUCCGACGAACUGGCCCGCCUGGGUCAAGACAUUCAAUGUCGAUGAGAUGCUUCAUAUCCGUCGACUCGCAGUCGACAUUGUAGAUCACGAACUCGAAGCUGAGCUGCACCCAUUUCUCCAAACUGUCCUGGAAUGGGCGUCUCUUAGAACUUCCAUCCCUGGGCCCAACGGCUAUCGUCUCAGAACAAUCGCGCAGUUCAUCAUGACCAUCCCUCCGGAUGCAUUCGACGCACCAGAGCCCACGGAACGGCAGACUCGAGCAACGUCCCAAGCCCACGGGGUGGUCCACGGGUCGCUCUCCAGCAUCAGCGCGUCAACGAUGACUGCGUCCUCCGGGCCAUCGGUUAUCAGCAAUCCACAGCAACGUGCAAAAGAUCGCCGCCGGACUCCAGACUACGCCACGCUCCUGAGUCCGCACGACCCGGCCAAGCCUCACCCGCGACUGCUUUUUGUCCAUGAGCUCAAGCGCUACGAAGAGAGAGUUUUCCAAGAGGUGCAGGAGGGGUCGAAGAAGUCUCCGUACGAAGUCAUCCUCGAAUCUUCGUUCAGGGACAUGGAAGAGCAGAUUGCGGAACAGGCGGAGCUGGCCCUGUGGACAUUUCGGGAUCUUAGGGUCGUGUAUGUUAUGUGUCACGUUGGUGUGCACUUCAAGGUCGUCAGGUUUGGGAGGAAGAAUUCCAAAUCCGCAGGGAGGCGGGCUCGUGGCGGCGUUACCGCGUUGUACAAAAGCAAGGUCUACAUGCUCCUCAACGAGGAUUGCACCGACUUCAGUGGGGACUUCAAGAUAUGGUGGACGAUUGUGAAACACGGCCAGGUUGGCGACCUCGGUGCGAGGACAUCGUCGACUCCGGGGAACGCCAACUAG